AAUCGAAAUGAGAGAAGCCAUCCCAUGAAAUCUUCUUGUAUUCAUAUGUUUUGAGGUAAUCUCUUUUGGGGACUUCAAUUGAUUGCUAUCACUUUCUCUAUUUUGUUCUCUUUUUUUUUCUUCUUUCUCUUCAUGUCUGCCCAUUAAACUAUGAAAAUGGCAGAUUCCCAAUCAUCUUCUCCACUCUGUAGGGAACACCCAUAAUUGCACCCAACUAUUCUUUUUCACUAUACAAAUCUCAGCUCUUGAGCUCUCUUCACUUCCCCUUCUCCUCUUCCUCCUCCCCUCUUCCCCACAUAUAUAUUUUACUUGUUCCAAUUUCCAUCACUCUCCAUCACCUUCUUCCAAUAUGAUGGGCAACCCUUCUUCCACCACCACUUCAGUCAAUGGCUUCUACACCAUCCUAACUCGAGGCCUCGAUGAUCUCGACCGCUCCUUCGCCUCCCACAACUUCAUGUCCAUUCAGUUCCUCCAACGCGUCCUCUCCUCCCUCAGAUCCUUCCACUCCCACCUCAACAUUUUGGUGCAGAAGCUCCACCUCCCUGUGGGGGAGAAGUGGUUGGAUGAGUACAUGGAUGAAAGCUCCAGGCUAUGGGAGGCCUGCCAUGUCCUUAAAUCUGGUAUUUCUGCUAUGGAAAAUUAUUAUUCUGCUGGUACCAAUAUCGUUUCCUCUCUGGAUGGAUACUACAGUCUGAAUCCUCAGAUUUCUCGCCAGGUUAUUAGGGCCAUCAUCGGUUGCAGAAGGGAGAUUGUAGGGUUGGAAGAAGAGAACAAGAACUUGAUGGAGACAAGAAUCCAAGCAUUAUCGCUGCGGUUCGAUGAGAACAUAUCAGUUGAAUCAAAAUUUAUUAAUGGGUUCAAUGGCUUUCGAGGAGUUCUUCAUGCAAUGAGGAAUGUAAGCUCAUUGCUUCUCAUGAUCCUGCUAGGUGGCCUCGUCUACUGCUGGCCUAAAUCAAGCUUUUGCCAAGGCGGACAUGAUGGGCAGGCGGUAUUCGGAUCAAGUUUCAUGGUCUCCACCUCCAGAUUGCAGCAAAGGGUGGCAGCUGAGCUAAACCGCAUUGAUGGGCAGCCUGGAAUUCUGCUGUAUGAGUUCAGGAAAGCCAAGGCUGCCACAGAGGAACUGAAGGUGAAGUUGGAGAGAGCAUUGGAGUAUGAAGGAGGAGGAGGUGAGAUCCAAGACAAGGUUGAGAGCUUGAAGAGUUGGUUUGGGGUGUUGAGAUGUGGGACUGAGAGUAUAGUUGGGCAGCUUGAUGAUUUCUUUGAUGAAAUAGUUGAAGGGAGAAAGAAGCUUUUGGACAUGUGCACUCAUAGGACUUUGUUUUGCAGCUGUAUGAGGAAGCUUUGAAAGGAGGUUUUAUUUGAAGGGAGAGAGAAUGUGAUUCUUGCUUUGAAGAAAAGCAAAACUUGCUAUGUAAAGAGAAGAAACCAGAAGAAUAGCAUUGAUACAAGUAGCUUCAUUGGAAAGCAAGAUUUUCCCAUCCAAAAAGGACAGAUUCUUUCUCCUCUGAAAAAGGAAAAGUUGUAUUUGAGAAAGAGGGAAUGAUGCUUCUUGUUUUUUACCUCAUAAAAUCCACAAAUUACAUAUCCAUUGUGAA
This is a messenger RNA of Vitis riparia (riverbank grape), 1595 nucleotides long. RefSeq lists its product as uncharacterized. The record is from RefSeq and is a predicted model, not a curated record. The transcript has 3 exons. The coding region runs from base 350 to 1345 and encodes 331 amino acids. Lineage: Eukaryota; Viridiplantae; Streptophyta; Magnoliopsida; Vitales; Vitaceae.